UAACAAUUUUCAGCCCAUUCAAAAAAAAAAAAAAAAGUGUCCUCUCCCACUCUUUCAUCGGCAUCAUCCACCUUCUGUGAUUUCUGUUUUGAAAUGCUAGGAGUGAUAACUCCUACAAUUAAUCCAUGGAGACUCCAAAUGUUCAAGAGAUUAUAGAGAAGCAAGUCUUGACGGUGGCCAAAGCUGUUGAAGACAAGAUCGAUGAGGAGAUUGCAGCCCUAGAUUGCCUUGACGUCGAUAAUAUUGAAGCACUGAGAGAGCGGAGACUUCAACAGAUGAAGAAGAUGGUGGAUAAGCGGAGCCAUUGGUUGGCCCUCGGCUAUGGUGAGUACUAUGAGAUCCCCUUAGAAAAGGAGUUCUUCUCCAUUGUCAAAGCUAGUGAGCGCGUUGUCUACCAUUUUUAUCGUGAGAACUGGCCUUGCAAGGUGAUGGACAGACACUUGAGUAUAUUGGCAAAGCAGCACAUAGAGACACGCUUUGUGAAAAUCAAUGCUGAGAAAAGUCCAUUCUUGGCUGAGAAGCUCAAGAUUGUUGUACUUCCAACCCUUGCCCUUAUAAAGAAUUCCAAAGUGGACAAUUAUGUGGUGGGAUUUGAUGAGCUUGGUGGGACAGAUGAAUUCAGCACCGAGGAACUGGAGGAAAGGUUGGCGAAAGCUCAAGUUAUAAUUUUUGAGGGUGAAUCGUCUCGAAAUCAAUCAAAAUCUAGUGCCAAAAUGAGGAGUGUUUGGCAAAGCACAAAUUCAAACUCUUUGGAUUCUGAGUAAUGUAGAUUGCCUCUUGUCUUUUGCAUUUUUAGUGGGAAAGUGGCUAUGAGUUUGCUAGCAUUUCCCUCUUUAUAUUCAGAGAAUUUGAAGAGAGUUUUUCACCUGCUGUUAUAGGUGGCACUAUUAUAUGCUAAUUUUUAUUCAAAAUUCUCAUUGAUUGUGUAAGAUUCACGAUUUCACUUCGAAACCAUAAUUUGAAUUUUGCUACA
Camellia sinensis is the source of this 973-nucleotide messenger RNA. The record is from RefSeq and is a predicted model, not a curated record. Lineage: Eukaryota; Viridiplantae; Streptophyta; Magnoliopsida; Ericales; Theaceae.